Messenger RNA from Pipistrellus kuhlii (Kuhl's pipistrelle), 1408 nucleotides. RefSeq names its product piercer of microtubule wall 1 (gene PIERCE1). The record is from RefSeq and is a predicted model, not a curated record. Gene Ontology annotation, cellular component: axonemal microtubule. The transcript has 4 exons. Lineage: Eukaryota; Metazoa; Chordata; Mammalia; Chiroptera; Vespertilionidae. Bases 256 to 708 code for a protein of 150 amino acids. Gene Ontology annotation, biological process: axoneme assembly.
GGGACAAGGUCCCGGGCGCUGCACCCCAGGAAGCGAGGUUUGAUUCUCCCGGCCUCGGGGGCCCGGCGUGCUCGCCCCGAAGGCUCUAGACCUCGAACUUCAGCCCCUCUGGUCGGCAGGGGCGCGGCGCCUUUAAGGACCCGACCCACCCAGUCAGGUGACCAAGCCGUCGCUUAGCAACGGGACGCCACGCGAUUCUGGUGGCGCGGCCUGCGGAGAGGCUGUGCCUGGCCUUUCUCGUCCCGUGGCUGCGGGAUGUCCCGGGAGAACCCCGGAGAGUGCGCGGAGCCCGUGGAGCCCGUGGUGUGCGCGGAGCCCGCGGAGCCCGUGGAGCCCGCGGCCCAGGCCCCGAUGGAGAAGACCAGCGACUACUACCGCGUGGACGAGGACCUGCCGGCGAGGUUCAACCACCCGGGGUGCUUCCGGGGCUACAGGAGGACCAAGGAGCCGGCCUCGGUGUACAUGACCAGUAACCAGGCCUACGGGAGCCGGGCGCCCACCGUGCACGAGAUGCCGAAAGUGUUCCACGCAUGUUCGAAUAGCUUCUCCAGACAGCUGGCAGCUGCUGGAAUGUUCCGGAACACUUCCUUGAACGUCCACGUGGAGAAGAGCAACGUGAUGGGCGCCGACAACUGGAUCACCUCCUUCGACCGGCUGAACUUCCACCCCAGCUACAACGUGCACCGGCCCUCCAUCUGCAACGACUGAGGGUGUCCCCCCCCCCCCCCCCCCGCCCCCGGCUGCCCAGCGGGACGGUGCCGAGCGCUGCUGUCCCUCAGGCGCCUCUCCUGUGUGACGGCCACUUCCCGUCUACCGCUGAGCCGGGAGGGCGGCUGCCUUGUCUCUGCAUUAAAACGUUGCCCCAUCCCGAGUGCCUGGCUCACCUGGGGUCGCGGGCGGGUGUCGGGGGGGGGGGGGGCGUCGCCCUGACCGUCCCCCGUUUCUGUUGGGGGCCUUGUUCCUGCUCUCGGUGCUCCGCGGGGAGGGUCCCCCCGGGCGGGGCCAGGGAGGUGCGGCAGAAUCCUCUGGAAAGCGCCAGGCAGGAGGGCUGUAAGGGUCCCUGAGCCACAGACAGACUCGGGUUCCCGCCAACACCCCGGCCACAGGGAAGCCGGGCGGGCGGCCGAUGACGGGCGCGGUGGGCGUGUGCUCGUGGCUGGCAGGCAGGUGCCCACAGGCGAGUUCUUGUCUUCGUGUUCAUUUAAACUUUUCAAUAAAAAGUGAAAAAACCCCAAACCAAGCGGGCAGGGAAUAGGUUUCCUCCGGAGGGAGUGGCGCAGCGGCAGGUUUAUCUGGGUGGCCGGUCCUCGGCCAGGGUCCCGGCAGCUGGGGUCCUCAGUGAGAAAACAGCCUCAUGGCGGCCCCACGGACCCCGCCUGCAGGGGGAACCCUGCCUUUAGGAGAUGCG